AUGUGUGAUAAAACUGAAGUGUUAAGUCAUCUACUUCAAAAGGGUUUUCCAAGAAAGUACACAUUUUGGUACAUGCAUGGGGAAAAACAUAUUCAAUCCAAUGUUGAAGAAGCACAAGCACACGAAGACCCAAUUAGACAAUAUCCAAUGCAAGAUAUGUUAAAUGAUGUUUUUGGUGUCUUUGAUGAUCAUGGAAUUGAAGAUUCUGACAUAUCAAAUCUACCAAAUGGCGACCACACGGGGGGUACAAAAGAUGCAAGUAAAGAAGAGUUAGAAAAAAUUAGAGAGUUAUUAAGGGAUGGGAAUCAAGAACUCUAUAAUGGUUGUACAAAAUAUAGCAAAUUGUCAUUCAUUGUUCGGUUGUAUCAUAUAAAAGUCUUAUGUGGUGCAACUGAUAAAACAUUUUCUUUGAUUAUUGAACUUUUAAAUGAUGUUUUUCCCCAUGCUAAAUUGCCAACAUCUUUCUAUGAGGCAAAAAAGAUGAUUAAAAGGUUGGGUCUAAGCUAUGAUAAGAUUCAUGCAUGUCCAAAAAAUUGCAUGUUAUUUUGGGGUUCACCUGAGGCUGAGAAGAUGGAUAAAUGCGAGAAGUGCAACACAUCCAGAUGGGAAUCAAAUGAAAAUGAUGGUGGUGCAAAUAAUAUGAUGGACGGCCCAAAGAAGAAAAAAACAAAACCAGCAAAAGUAUUGCGAUACUUUCCCCUUAUACCUAGAUUGUUGAGACUAUACAUGUGCUCUAAAACUGCAGAGCAGUUGAAAUGGCAUGCUACGGGGGUAAACCCAUAUGGGUUAUUAAGGCAUCCUAGAGAUAGUAAAGCCUGGAAGGAAUUUGACUUAUUGUAUCCGGAUUUCGCUACAGAGCCGCGUAAUUUACGAAUUGCAUUAGCUACCGAUGGUUUCAAUCCAUUUGGAACUUUAAGUUCCAAUAAUAGCAUUUGGCCAGUGAUGUUGUAUAUUUAUAACUAUCCUCCAUGGUGUUGUAUGAAGCAAACUUCUCUUAUCAUGUCAAUGAUAAUUCCUGGUCCUAAGAUGUCUGGCAAUAAUAUUGAUGUUUACCUGCAGCCCCUAGUUGCAGAAUUACAAAAAUUAUGGAUUGGUGUAGAUGCUUAUGAUUCCUCUACUGAUGAAAUGUUUCAAAUGCGUGCUUCAUUGUUUUGUACUAUAAGUGACUUUCCAGGUCUUGACAACUUAUCUGGGUGGAAUACACAUACAUUGCUUGCUUGUCCAUCAUGUAAUUUUAACACAGAAUCUAAAAGGCUGAAGUUUGGUAGAAAAAAUUGUUUUAUGGGGCAUCGUCGGUAUUUGUCACCUGAUCACAAGUAUAGGUACAACAAACAUUCCUUUGAUGGUUCUACUGAACUUAGGCCUGCGCCUAUUCCACCAUCAGGUUCAGACAUGUUAAGACAAAUUGAGGUGAGUCAAAAAAGGGCUGAGGAUGAAGGUACAAGUGAGAUUGGCCCACAACAAUGGAAGAAAAAGAGUAUCUUUUGGGAUCUACCUUAUUGGGAGCAUAACCUCAUUCGUUAUUGCCUUGAUAUGAUUCAUAUAGAAACAAAUGUUUGUGACAAUAUAUUGUUCACAGUGCUUGAUGACAAAAGGAGAACAAAAGAUAAUUUUCAAGCUCGUAAAGACUUACAGGAAAUGGGAAUUAGAGAAACGCUUCAUCCAUAUCCUAAUUCCUCUAAGUUUCCUCCAUCAUGCUUUAAAAUGAAGAAUUUGGAGAAAGAUAUCUUCCUAAAAUUUCUAAAGAAUGUGAUUUUUCCUGAUAAUUACUCAUCAAACAUUUCUAGAUGCAUUGACAUUAAGAAACGCAAGAUCUCUGGUUUAAAGAGUCAUGAUUCACACAUUCUGGUGGAGCAUCUUUUGCCAAUUGCCUUAAGAAGAACUCUUCCUAAAGAAGUUACUUCUGUUUUGAUUGAGCUAUGUAACUACUUUAGAGAAGUAUCAAGCAAAGUUUUAGAUGUCAAGUAUUUAGAGAAACUGCAACAACGAAUUGCUUUGACCCUUUGCCACAUGGAGAUGAUAUUCCCUCCAUCCUUUUUCACCAUUAUGGUUCAUUUGGUUAUUCAUCUUGGAGAGCAAGCAAUGAUUGCUGGUCCAGUACAAUACAGAUGGAUGUACCCUAUUGAAAGGACCCUCGGCCAUUUAAAAUCAUAUGUUCGUAACAAAGCCACACCAGAAGGUUGUAUAGCUGAAGGGUACUUAAUGGAGGAAUGUCUCACUUUUUGUUCAAGAUAUUUAGAUGAUGGUGACACUGAAACGAGGUUUAAUCGGCCAAGACACAAUAAUGAUGACAAUGAACUUAAUGCUAGUAGUGAAUCAACUAUUUUGUUGAAUUUAUUUCCUACAUCAGGCAGACCUGUUGGUGCUAUCAAGGUUAUUUCCCUACAACCCUUGGAGAAGAUGCAAGCUCACCGCUAUGUCUUAACUAAUUGUGAACUAGUUGAUACAUUUCGCGAGAAGUGUAGAGCUGAGGUUACAAAGAUGCAUCGUGGCAAAAAAAACACCUCCAAAAUUGUGGAAGAUUAUAUGCACAAUCAGUUUCACGAGUGGUUUAAAGAAUAUGUUGCAAGAAAGGAUGAUCCCGCUAUUCUGACUGAAAUUGAAUGGCUUGCAAAAGGGCCAAAUAAUAUUGCAAGGAGAUUUAAUGGGUAUAAUAUUCAUGGUUUUAAGUUUCGUACAGAGAGGAAGGAGCAAGGAUUGAGUACACAGAAUAGUGGGGUUGUUAUGUCUGCCAUUACUAAAAGAUUUUCAAGUGGUAAGGAACCUAUUGAAAGAUCAAUUGAUGUUAUGUACUAUGGGAAAUUGGUUGAUAUUAUAGAGUUAGAUUACUAUGGCAAGUUAAGGGUUGUUCUAUUCAAAUGUAUUUGGGUAGACACUACACCUAACAAGGGAGUCAAGAUAGAUGAAUUUGGGAUAACAAGUGUAAACUUUUCUCGCAUGAUACACACAGGUGCACAUGAAACAGAUGAACCAUUUAUCCUUGCAGCUGAUGCUAGAAUGGUAUAUUAUGUUGAUGAUCCAAUUGAUCAAGAUUGGUGUUGUGUUUGUCAUGUGAAACCUCGAGACAUAUAUGAUAUGGGAGAUGUGAACUUAAUGGACUUGGAAGAGCCAUUGAUGGAGGACAUACCUUUCUGUGAGCAACAUUUGGAGAGUAUUGAAGAAUUACAAUUAGUUCGGGAUGAUGUCAAUGAACAAGAGCAAAAUGAACCAAAUUAUGAUGAAGAUCAUAAUAGUUGUAGUGAUGGAGAUGUAGGAAGAAUGUUAGACUAG
Gastrolobium bilobum is the source of this 3270-nucleotide messenger RNA. RefSeq lists its product as uncharacterized. The coding region runs from base 1 to 3270 and encodes 1089 amino acids. The transcript is spliced from 4 exons. The record is from RefSeq and is a predicted model, not a curated record. Lineage: Eukaryota; Viridiplantae; Streptophyta; Magnoliopsida; Fabales; Fabaceae.